GCAGGUGGCGUGGACGGCGGCGUGCAGCGUGGUUUUCUACGUGGACUACAUGCGCUAUAAGAAAGAACCGCAGUAUUAUUACGUUCGCCGGAUGCUUGGGCUAGGUAUGUGCGUGUCUCGGGGUACGGCUGCCGUGCUCAACCUGUCGUGCUGUAUGCUGGUGCUGCCCAUGUGCCGUGCCCUCAUCACCACGCUCUCUGGCUGCACGUCCUCACGUACCGCACGCCCGCGCCCGCCCUCCCUGCCCGCCGUCUUGGCUGCGCCCGCCACCCACGCCGCCAAGUCCACGCACAUCAUGAUUGCUGUCACCAUCGUUAUUACGUCAGUGGCGCAUACGGGAGCACACUUGGCCAAUGCAAUCAAUUUCUCUCGACACUACAGUGCACAGUAUCCUGAAAUCAACGUGGCCAACUUCAGAGGCGAGGCUCCAUUCAGAUUGUUCGUUGCAACAGUCCCCGGCAUCACGGGCGUGGUGAUGGUGCUCGUCCUGGGCGCGCUGUGCCUCACCUCCAUGCGCUGGGUGCGGCGCCGCUCCUACGACGUCUUCUUCUACACGCAUCGCCUCGGCUUCGUCUUCCUGGUGCUGCUGCUCGUCCACCCGCUCAGCGGUGUUUUGAAGGAACAGAAGAAUCUGCAUGGUCACAUUCCUGGAUGCCAGAUGUACAAAGAAACAUUCAGAAGUGGAGUGGUUGGCAACCCUGAUCCGCAAGUCGGCUAUCCGGAACCAAACGAGCUGGACUACCCUGAACAGCAUGAGAUUGGCUACCCUGAACCACAUGAAAUUGGCUACCCUGAACCGCAUGACUUUGGCUUCCCAGAACCACAUGACAUUGGCUUCCCAGAACCACAUGAAGAUCAUUAUCCUGAACUUGAUGAGAUUGGCUUCCCCGAGCCAGACGAGGAUAGUUACCUUGAGCAUAGCGAAAUUGGCUACCCUGAGCCCUAUGAAGACCGUUACAUUGCCCUAAAUGGUGUUAGUUAUCCGGAGUCAAAUGCGAUAAGCUUCACUUCACAAGAAGUGAUUGGUUUCCCUGAGCCGGACGAGGUAGUUCAGCCAGGGUCGGAAGAAAUUGGGUAUCCUGAGCCGAACAUUGACUACCCUGCGUCUGAUGUUGGCUUUCCAGAACCCGACGUUGGCUACACUGGCUCGAAGGAGGACGAAGGUUCUCCUCGGCUCCGCGGCGGGAGUGGCAGGGCAGGCAAGUAUCACCGAGCGAGGAAAAAGCGGAGGAAAUGCCACAGACCGCCCGUCUUUGGGGCCAUUCAUUCCAAGACGUGGAUCUGGGUGGGCGUGGCUCUGCUGGUGUGGGCGGCAGACUGGCUCGUGCGCGUGUGGAGGAGAAGGGUGGAGGUGGAGGUGGUGGAGGUGGUGCAUCACCCUUGCGAUGUGGUGGAGCUCACUCUCAGGCAGCGGAGUUUCACGUGUCUUCCGGGCCAGUUUGUGAUGCUUCAGUGUCCACAAGUUUCCAAUUUUGAGUGGCAUCCUUUUACGGUGACAAAAACCCCUUCAGAUGACUCCCCCGGGACCUUCACCGUGUUCAUGAGGGCGCGGGGGGACUGGAGCAAACGUGUCGCCGCGCUGUUACCUUCGAAGUCUAGUCAAGUGGACGAUCCUAGUCAGAGACCUACUUACGGGCCCCAAGAGCUGUCUAGUCGGAGAGUACACGCAAAGCCAAAUUUAGUACAAGCUAACUACCUUUCCUCUAAAGGCGAUGGCGAGAGGCUUUUCUCGCCUCAGAGUGUGCAGCCUUGUCUAUCUGCUCGCGCAGUAGACGAAUCCAAAGUUUACUCCUUUUUACAGGGGAAGAACUCAAGCUUUAAUUUAUUAAGGGAGCACUGUACCUCACAGCCACCUGUUUGUACACACACGCAAGAUAAUGAGAGGUCUUGUUCACAGUCACCGUUAAUGAAGCAUUUUUCAUCAUCCCAGUCUUGCAUAAAAGUUCAUUCACAGUUCGAUCAUCCUUCGCCAGUGUUGCCACCUGGGAAGUUAUCGCAAAGUCAUGUUGGUAAUCGUAUCGAUAAUAAUGAGUUAGAAAGUAUAUUUUUGAAUUCUAGUAUAAAAACGCCAAUGCACUUGGAUAAACAUGUACGGAAAAUACAAAAUGAAAACGAGGAUUCACAUCAAACCACAGAGCACCACACCGUCCACAUAGCUCCAGACACCUGCGCAAGGCUAUACGUGGAUGGUCCUUUUAGUUCUCCAAGUGAAGAUAUGAUUCGGUAUCCGGUGGUAGUUGGUAUCGCUGGAGGAGUCGGCAUCACACCCUUGGCUGCUACACUUACUCAUAUACUACAUCACCCAGCCUCAUGGCCGAAGAGAGUGCACAUGAUCUGGGUCAUGAGAGAUGCUCGGCUCAUCUUGACCAUGGCUCAUCUGCUUUCGAGUCUGUUGCAUCAGUGUUGGCAGGACUGUACUGAAGACCGACUUGAGUUUUGCCUCCAUGUUACCACACCGAUUUCCCACGAGGAGCUGCAGAAAUUAUUUGGCAAUCACCAUCCCACCCUGAUCCCGAGAAUAAAACAGGGGCGACCUCAGUGGAAGAACCUGUUUCAUCAAUACAGCCAAGAUUAUAAGAAAACCAAAGUUGGCGUGUUUGCCUGCGGACCAAAAAAGCUGUGCCAAGAAGUAAAGCGACGGUGUCUUCGGUCCGUAACACAAGGAGCUCCAUUCGCCUACCAUCAGGAAUCUUUCUCUUGAAUAAUAAAAUAUAAUACUGUGUAUCCUAGAUGAUAAUGGUUAAUAGUUCAAUUAAACAUAUGCGCAAGACAUCAAAGAUCAUAUAGCACUAUAGGAAAAUACUGUGACGAGGAGGGUAAAAAAUAGUUAAUGAUUAUGACAGUGUGUUAGAUGCUAAAGGUAGUAAAGCACUAAAAGGAUAGUGUGGUGGCGUAGGCGGGAUUGGUAAGACGGGAUGUAAGCGAAGGGCAAUUAGUUAAGAUGGAGGAUAUCUAUGCAUCGGAGGAAGAAUAGGCUGGCAAAGGAAGAAGUCUGGGAUUCUUUAAGGAUGCUCAUAAGGUUAGGUAAGGAUUAGCAGAAGAAAAAAAAAGGUUUAAAGAAUAUUGUCAGGAGAAAUGUCAGAAGGGAAAUUAUUGUGACGUAAAGGAGAGGGAGAUUAGUUUAUUAAAUGUGCUCCACGUCAAAAGUCGUAGAGCAGUUCAGUAUUAUAUGACAUUGAAAGGGGAAAAGAGGGGCGAGGGUAGAGAGAGAGUGGUAGAGAUUGAGGUGUCUGGAUUUAGCUUGGCAAAAGAAUUGAAUUGGGAGAGGAAGGAGAGUGCAAGUGGAAACGUAAGAUGGAGGAACAAAUACAGGGGGAGAAAAAUGAAUGGGCAAAGUGUAGGGUAGCAAUCACUUUUGGCUUCGCGAAAAGUGAUCUGAGAGUUGCCACCUCAGACUCAAACUUGUAGGUAAGUUAGCCCCCCCCCCCCCCUAUAAAAUACAUUAUGGAACACAAAUGUCACACGUGGGUGACUGUGCAGAGCAGUUUGACUGAUCAUGACUAGGUUGGGCACAAAGGACUGGGCUGUGGAGUGGCAGUGUUUGGCAGGGGGGUUAAGACGUCAUUACCGUGUGGAGGCUAAUAUGGUCGGACAGGGUCAUUUUCCGCCAAUAUAAACUUCAUGGGGGAGGUCUUGUCUACGGGAAGUAAUUUUGGCAAUAUUGGUGGAGAACUUACGAUGGCCUCUAAGGGGAAUGGUGUAGCAUUGUACCGAUAUUGUAGUCCACGAGGAAGGCGAGUAAGUCUUCUCCACAUUCUGACCAACUUUGUCGUCUAUUAGUUUGUUGGGGGAGAUGGAGGCCUUUCCGAUACAAUUAAGGAGGGAGGUAUGAGGCUGGGCAGGAAUGGAUUAGCCAGUUAAGUCAGUCGUGGUUGAUAAUGCGUUAGCUUGGGAUUAGGAUAAUACUGACAGAGCGGGAACGAUCCGGGCGGCUGCGGAUUGAAACUUUACCCUCCCCCCCCCCUU
Messenger RNA from Penaeus indicus, 3966 nucleotides. Its product is annotated as NADPH oxidase 4-like. The transcript has 15 exons. NCBI's taxonomy places the organism in Eukaryota, Metazoa, Arthropoda, Malacostraca, Decapoda, Penaeidae. Gene Ontology annotation, biological process: defense response; superoxide anion generation. Gene Ontology annotation, molecular function: superoxide-generating NAD(P)H oxidase activity. The coding region runs from base 50 to 2701 and encodes 883 amino acids. Gene Ontology annotation, cellular component: plasma membrane; NADPH oxidase complex. The record is from RefSeq and is a predicted model, not a curated record.